GUUAAAUCGUUAGGAUUCCCGCCAACUGUGUCUGCCUCUCUCUGAAGCCACAGGCACAGCCAUGGCGUUCGUCGCAACUUUGCUGAUUAUUUUGCCUCUCGGAUGCGCUCAAGGUUUCAUCAACAGUGCCCCUUCUCCGUCUCCCAACUCUCCUCCUUCUUCUCCGCCGCUGGUUCCGGCGUUGUUCGUGAUCGGAGACUCCUCCGUCGACUGUGGAAACCACACUUUUCUCGGCAACUUCGCUCGGGCCGAUAGACUUCCUUACGGACGGGAUUUCGACACUCGCCAACCUACUGGCCGCUUCUCCAAUGGACGAAUCGCUGUUGAUUAUCUUGCGUUGAAUCUAGGGUUGCCAUUUGUGCCGGGUUAUCAUGGGAAACCCGAUUCCGCUGAUGAUCUGAUCCAGGGAGUGAAUUAUGCUUCUGCUGAAGCUAGCAUCGUUUUAUCCACUGGCUCUGAAUGGGGUGGGUUUAGCUCACUUACACACCAGAUUCAGCAUGCAAUCGAGACGUUUCAGCAGAUUAAACUAAGCAUGGGUGAGGAAGAAGGAGCUCGUCUGAUCUCAAACUCUAUAUUCUACAUUUCUAUUGGAACCAAUGACUACAUUCGUUACUAUCAUCAUAAUAGAUCCGAUCCUCAGUCUCUUUAUCUUCCUUGGAGUUUCAACCAGCUCUUGAUUCAGGGUUUAAAGCAGGAGAUUGUGAACCUCUAUGAUGCUGAUGUAAGAAAAGUGGUUGUGAUGGGAUUGGGGCCAAUGGGUUGUGCUCCCUAUUACAUCUGGCGAUAUCGUAACCAGCCUGGACAUUGCGUGGAAAUAAUGAACGAUAUGAUAGUGGAGUUUAACUUAGCACUGAGGUACAUUGUUGAUGAACUCGGUCAAGAGCUUGCAGAUGCAAAAAUCAUCUUCUGCGACGCGUUUCAGAGUUCCAUGGAGAUUAUAGAGAAUCUUCAUCGCUAUGGUUUCAGUGUUAAUGAAGAGGCUUGCUGCGGUUUUGGGAGGCGUAGAGCUUGGUUUUCAUGUAUGUCUCCUGAGAUGGCUUGCAGCAACGCGUCUAACCAUAUAUGGUGGGACCAAUUUCAUCCAACCGAUGCAGUAAACGCAAUCCUGGCUGAUAACAUCUGGUCUGGCCUGCAUUCAAGUAUAUGCUAUCCCAUGAACUUGCUGGAUAUGAUAUAAGCUCUGAGGUAUUUUGCCC
Messenger RNA from Ipomoea nil (Japanese morning glory), 1196 nucleotides. RefSeq names its product GDSL esterase/lipase At5g08460-like. The record is from RefSeq and is a predicted model, not a curated record. Gene Ontology annotation, molecular function: hydrolase activity, acting on ester bonds. The coding region runs from base 62 to 1177 and encodes 371 amino acids. The transcript is spliced from 5 exons. NCBI's taxonomy places the organism in Eukaryota, Viridiplantae, Streptophyta, Magnoliopsida, Solanales, Convolvulaceae.